AUGGACACGCCCGACCGCGCGGCGGCCCCGGCGGCGGCGGCCAGGGCGGAGGACUCGCCGCUUUUCGGCUUCAUCGACAGCUUGUCUCCGAUCGAGCCUCUCAAGUCCGCCUACUCCGGGAACGGCCUCCAAGCGUACCAUCAGUCGCUCAACGCCGCCUCCGUUUCCUCAAUCUUCACGUCCCCGCAUCACAACGCGCACAAGGAGGGAUCAAAGCUCUCCAAGAGCUCUUUUGGUGACUACACUGAAAACGAGAUUAGCAUGGAGGACGGCACUGAUAAAAACAAGUCACCCACUUCUUCAACGGCCGUUAGAUUGUUCGCCUGCACUAGCACCAUAACUCGAGAGAGCCACACGAUGAUUACCUGCUCAGUAAAUGAAGGCAUUGUUGAUCCUCCCAAAGGGCCUAAUGAUUUGCCUCAACCUGGUCGAUUCGAUUCUGGCAGUCCGGAUCACAACACAGCGCCUUGCCACGGUGUUAGUGUUAGAUCGGAUCUUAAACAGGACAAAUGUCCGAAAUUAGAAGCGGUCCAAGCCACUAAUAAUACUGUGGAGAAAAGGAAAUGUUUGUUUUCCAGUGACAUGCAGCCCCAGGAUGGUUGCCAGCCUGCAAAAGAAAAUAAUGAAGUUAUGGGAUGUGAAUGGGAGGACUUAGUUUCUGGCACUUCGGGCGAACUUUUGGCCUUUGACUCAUCAAUGGACCAACAUCACACAGGAGUUCAGCUGGCAGCUAAUAAUGCAGAAUCUUGUGGAUAUUUGCUAUCAAAACUUGCAGGAGGUGCUGACAUCCCUGAUAGAACACACCCCACUACAUCCAGUCAAGCAUACUAUCAUGAGAUGGUAGUGGGAGAAGAUAAGACAGAAAAUGGCCAGCUCUUUCCGGAAGAUAAAAAAACAAUCUUAAGUGAAGAAAUACAGGAUAAUAUUAAUGAAGAGAAUGCAUGUAUUCCAUUAGGCUGCAAGGUUGAGACCCAACAACGAGGAGUUCGAAGACGCUGCCUUGUUUUUGAGGCAUCUGGGUAUUCACAUAGGACUGUGCAGAAAGAAUCUGUUGGGGAUUUGUCCUUCUCAACAUCCAAAGGCAAAAGUUCUGCACAAAAUCACAGAAAUCCAGGAAAAACUCCAUCACCACACGUAUUCCGUGGUAUUGGUCUUCAUUUGAAUGCUCUUGCCUUAACAUCAAAAGACAAAAUGGCCUGUCAGGAUCCUUUGGCUACUGCCUUGGUUCCAUCACUGAAAACUGAACAGGACGUGCAUGGGAACUUGCUGUCUGCUGGAGGAAAUUUUGUCCAUUCAGGCAGUGGUUCGUUAGACCUUCAGAUGGAUAAUGAUGAUUGCUCAGUUGGAGGUUUUCUUGGAAAUGAUCAUAAUUCAAGUCAAAGCAGCAGCCCCCCAAAGAAGAGGCGUAAAUCAGAUAAUGGCGACGAUGAUUCAUGCAAGCGUUGCAGCUGUAAAAAGUCAAAGUGCUUGAAACUUUAUUGUGAGUGCUUUGCUGCUGGCGUGUACUGUUCUGAACCUUGUUCAUGUCAAGGAUGUCUUAACAAGCCUAUACAUGAGGAAAUUGUUCUCUCCACCCGAAAGCAGAUAGAAUUCCGGAAUCCGCUGGCAUUUGCUCCAAAAGUGAUCCGCAUGUCUGAGGCUGGUCAGGAGACUCAGGAAGAUCCUAAAAACACUCCUGCUUCUGCUCGUCAUAAGAGAGGAUGCAAUUGCAAGAAGUCAAGCUGUCUCAAGAAGUACUGUGAAUGCUAUCAGGGAGGUGUUGGUUGCUCCAACAACUGCAGAUGCGAAACCUGCAAAAACACUUUUGGCACUAGAGAUGUUGCCGUAUCAACUGAGAAUGAAGAAAUGAAGCAAGAAGGCGAUCAGACCGAAAAUCGUGAACAAGAGAAGGAAAAUGACCAACAAAAGGCUAAUGUACACAGUGAAAAUCACAAACUGGUUGAGCUUGUCGUCCCAAUAACACCACCUCUGGAUGUUUCCAGUUGUUUGCUCAAACAGCCAAACUUCUCAAAUGCAAAGCCACCUAGACCAUGCAAAGCCCGCAGCGGGAGUUCCUCCCGGCCCUCAAAAGCCUCUGAAACAGUUCAGUCUCGCAAGACCUCGAAGGCCGGUGACAGCGUGUUCAUCGAGGAAAUGCCUGGUAUUCUAAGGGAGCCUUCUUCUCCUGGCAUCGUCAAGACGUGCUCCCCUAACGGAAAAAGAGUGUCACCGCCGCAUAAUGCGCUCGGCGUUUCACCAAGCCGAAAAGGAGGGCGGAAGCUGAUACUGAAAUCCAUCCCCUCGUUUCCGUCACUGGCCGGAGACGCGAACGGCGGGUCCGCAACAUGCAGCUCCGACAGCGCAACAGCUCUUGCUCUAGGUCCGUCUUAG
This is a messenger RNA of Triticum turgidum subsp. durum (durum wheat), 2370 nucleotides long. The record is from the annotation of a GenBank genome assembly. Lineage: Eukaryota; Viridiplantae; Streptophyta; Magnoliopsida; Poales; Poaceae.